UGCAGAGCCGCAGAGGAAGUGGGAGAGAAUGGGAGGUCGGAGCAGUGAGUGUAGCAGUGGAGAGGAAGACGGAGAUGCGGAGUGGAAAGCGGCAAUCAGUUCUAUCGCCGCUUCCUCCUCCUCCUCCUCCUCCCACGGUUGUGUCCCUUCCUUCAUCAAUGGUUUUUCGGCUGCCUCCAACCAUUCGACGACCCCUCAGAAUACCCACAAUGAUGAUCAUGAUGAUGAUGAUGGUGGCGGCCUUCACAAACAAAAACCUCAACAGCUCAAGCACUAUCAACUCAAGGCACAAAAGCUUUUGGAUGAUAUGCUUGAAAAGACACUAGUGAUGGUGAGAGAUCCCAUUGAUGUCCCUGAUAAUGAUCCCGAGAUUAAUGAAGGUGGAAUUCACUUGUUUAAAAAUGCUCCCCCUGGAAUAGUGUUUGAUCAUAUAGAUGAACUUCAACCACCAAGAAAGAGACCAAGAAUCCUUCCUGGAAAAGAUAUUGACCAGAAAUCGAAGAAGUUUAAAAGACAAAUCCAAUCUGUCGCUGUUGAUGCGGAAGAUAUAAUGGCUGCUGCAAGAAAUGCAUGCCAAAAAUCAUUGGCUAGACUAGAAACAAAAGAUGCAGCAGCAAAAGCAGCAGCUAAAAGAGAGGAGGAAAGAGUUGCAGAACUGAAGAGGAUUAGGGGAGAGAGAUGGCUACCUUCCAUUGCUAGAGAAAUGCAGAGAAACAGCCAUGAUCGUAACCUCUUACGACAUUCGUUGCCAUUGUUGGAACGCUCUAUCAAGUAGAAAUUCCACACAACUGGUAUGGGUUUAUAUUCAAAAGCUUUGACAUGCUGUUCUUCAAGUUAUUGUGCGCCCUUUGGUUGGAGCCCUUUGCUUCACCCCGAAAUCUGAUGGACUAAACAAUGUAUUCAAGACAAGUUGUAAUUGCCAUUUUUCUUACAAGUUAAAUACAUGCAACAUUUUAGGUCGCUAAUAUAAAAUGGUAUUUGUAACGACACUCGUCGUCACAAAUAGGUCCAAUUUUCUCACUAAAAUCAUUUCGCGGCUUCCUCUGGGUGAAAUAAAUUUCCCGC
This is a messenger RNA of Corylus avellana, 1065 nucleotides long. RefSeq lists its product as uncharacterized. NCBI's taxonomy places the organism in Eukaryota, Viridiplantae, Streptophyta, Magnoliopsida, Fagales, Betulaceae. The record is from RefSeq and is a predicted model, not a curated record.